Molecule: messenger RNA, 1544 nt
Organism: Menidia menidia (Atlantic silverside)
Lineage: Eukaryota; Metazoa; Chordata; Actinopteri; Atheriniformes; Atherinopsidae
Source: the annotation of a GenBank genome assembly
CCAGAAGCCAGGCUCCAUGGUGAUGUGUCAUUAGUCACUUGCUUUGGUCACUCCCCCCUCCCCCCCCUCCCUCCCUUUGCUUUGCUUAUAACAAGCAGGCAGCCUCAAAAUAAGAACAGACAGCUGAGAAAAAAAAUCCUCAGAGGCUCUCGUGUGUUUCGGUGACAAAUCUAGCGAACAACAGGCUGUUAUUUGUUGUGAGUAAUUUACUGAGGAGUGAGACGUGAUACACUCACUGUGAUCCUGUUCUCCCACAGCAACAGCCUCCAUCACGUAGGUCGAGGCACUAAACCAGCCUCAGGGCACACCUUUGGGAUCCUCCUUUGACAGGAAGAACCAUGAUGUUCGUUUUCAAUGGCAUCAUCUUCUUGGCAGGGGUUGCCGUGCUGGGAGUUGGGAUCUGGGUGAAGGUGGAUAGUGGCUCCAUUCUCAACUUCCUGGGGCAAAUUGAGGACGCGCCGGCAGAGCUGGCUCAGGUCCUCAACGUGGGCUACCUGCUGAUCGCGGUGGGCGCCCUGCUGGUGGUCAUCGGCUUUCUGGGCUGCUGUGGAGCCAUCAAGGAGAGCAAGUGUAUGCUGAUGCUGUUUUUCAUCAUAGUCUUACUGGUUUUCAUCGCAGAGGUUGCCGGGGCAAUCGUGAUUUUGGUAUUCAGACCUCUGGCGGAUGAGUUGCUGGAGAAGGUUGGCGUAGCAGCUGCCAAGAACAUCAAGAAGGACUACGGGAGAAACCCCGACAUCACGGGGCUGUGGAACACCACCAUGAGCACGUUGACGUGCUGCGGAUUCAACAACUUCACAGACUUUCGCAAUUCCCCGUACUACAACUUCACCAUCAUGAAGUAUCCACCACAUUGCUGCCCAGACAGGUCGAACCCAUGUAAUGGAACUGUGGCCGAGAACCAGAUGGUCCCCGGUUGCUUCCCAAAGAUCAAGCAACUUGUGGAUGAAAACACGGUGGUCAUUGUGGCAGUGGCCCUCGGGAUUGCUUUCCUGGAGAUAUGUGCCAUGGCUGUCUCAAUGAUUUUAUACUGCAAAAUAAAAUCCACAAUGGCAUAACCACCCGAAACCAAGGCGCCGGAUGGAUCUCCGUAACCACUGGAACCGUUGCAUCUUCUCACUCGGCCUCCCGCAGUGCCUCAUCACUCAAGACAGUGAAUGUUCGGUCUUGUGCAAUCAAGAGCUACUGAAUGCAAUAACGUGUAUAUUUUUUCUACAUUUGAAAUCUAAUAGAAUCCGGUUAUGGAUAUAGAUUGUCUAUUUGUUGAGGGCACUCCACUAAACAAUUGUUGUAAGUGUCAAAGAGAGCUACUGCCUUUCAUCACAGGGCCGGCUAUGGAGGAGUUACAGGAGUUUCUGUGAUGAUGAAACGCAGGCUGGUGCCAGUGCUGGAGACAGAAAACACUACCGUCUGAGUUUUUUGUUGUUUUUUGCUAUACUGUUGCUUGUAUGAUAGUAAUGCAUUAUUUUUCUUUUCUGUUUUUCUCCUGAAAAAUGAUUGAUUUUGGAAUAAAGUAGAUAUUUCUAUGUUAAAGGCACUUGUUUGUG